UCGUCAUUUCUCAGAAAUCAGUUGUCGUGAGAGAACGGCUUGUCAUCCCGACCGAGAAAUCUGGACCACGGUUAUGGCUACCGUCUCACAGGCGCGUGGCGUUUGGGUCUCAUCUCUCAACUCCUCUGCGCUCACAUGUCAGAUCUGUGUAUCGUUGGAUCGUGUUGUCCAGUCUGGCCUCAUGCGUGUGUACAUCUGACAGACCAGGAAAUGGAAUAUAUAUAGGCACAUGUCUCUCUCUCACUACACUUAUUCCUCAUCCUCAUCAACACACUCGACCAACAACGAACACCAACCUUGCCAGUCUUCCCCGUCUACUUUUAGCUUCCAAAAGAUUCUUCGUCACAAUGAAGUUCUCUACUCUUGCCGCCGUCAUCACUGCCCUCGUGGCCUCUUCUUCUGCCCUUCCGACCCCUCUCGACGCCACUGAAGACCUGAUCGACAAUGCCUCCACUAUCGUCGCAAGCAACGCCGGAAGUGAUGUCAACAACAACUUGAAUGGCGUCCGCGUCCCCCGCCAGGAAACCAUUACCACCACCAUCGCAGGCAAUGGAAACAACAACGCCGACAACAACGCGAACGGUCUCUCAAUUCUUCGACGUGGAGGCAUCGUGACCACGAUUGCAAGCAAUGGCAACAAUAACCUUGACAACAACGCAAACAACCUCAAGCUUCAGCGCCGUCAGGACAUUGCCACCACCAUCGCAGGUAAUGGCAACGGCAAUCUCGGGAACAACCUCAAUGGAGUGCUCGUGGAGCCUCGUGACGAUGUCACUAUCAGCCUGACAGGAAAUGGCGACAGUGAUUUCGACCAUGCAUUUAGCGACGAGUUUGAUCACGUGUCGAUUGGCAUUCCGCGCGACGAGCUUUCUGGCCUACUGAAUGGUGAUGUCAACAACAACGACCCGAAGAUUCUUGUGCGCCCCUUGGUUCAUCCUAAGGUCAUCGCCAACCCCACCGUCAUCCCGCGCGACGAGCUUUCCGGCUUACUGAAUGGCAAUCUCAACGGCAACGACCCCAAAGUUCUGCUCCGCCCGGUGCUCACACCCAAAGUGACCGUCGCCCCUGUCAUUUCAGGUCUCACCAAACCCCGCGACCUCAACACUAUCUUGAACGGCGAUGUGAACGACAACGACCCCAAGGUCCUCGUCCGUCCAGUCGUCCAGCCUAACCUUGCUGCGACCCCGCUGAUUGUCCGUGGCACUCUUGACACCCUGCUCAAUGGCAAUCUCAACAACAACGACCCCAAGGUCCUUGUCCGCCCGGUCGUCCACCCCAAGCUCACUCUCAGCCCGGUGCUCGCGCGUGCUGAGCAGCUGAACAACAACAAGCACGAAUUUGAGUCUCCAGAGAUCCCUUUCGCCCAGCACAAGACCAACAUCAGCCCAGCCAUCGAGCACGGUGACCUCAGCAACAUCCUCAACGGCAACCUCAACAACAACGACCCCAAGGUUCUCGUCCGCCCUGUCCUCGGACCUGAGAUCGCAUCCAGCCCGGUUCUCCACCUUUGAACCGAUUUAUCGUGACUCUCAGAGACAACGAUGGAAUGGGAAGGGUUCCCAUUUUUUUUCUGUGGUUUCGCCUUGCCUGUGUGUUCUGCAAUUUCGUCUUGGUUCCCGAAUCGGAGUCAGUUUCCGACGAGAGUAUACCCAAUCAAGGAGUCUAUUGGUUUUGUGUUGGAAUGGACAGAAAGUGUUUGAUUGCCCCAAUCGAUGGCAAUCGUGUUUAAUUAGAUUUGGUAUUUUCAGAUUGACUUUUUCUCACCUAAUAAUGUUUUCUCUUGCUUCACUUUUCUCUUUGACGACGCAUGUGAAUGUUGCGCUACGAUAAGGCACCUGGGCGUAGACACACUCAAAAUGUGCUCAGGGCGAACUGAUCUCACA
Dissoconium aciculare CBS 342.82 is the source of this 1883-nucleotide messenger RNA. RefSeq lists its product as uncharacterized. The record is from RefSeq and is a predicted model, not a curated record. The transcript has a single exon. NCBI's taxonomy places the organism in Eukaryota, Fungi, Ascomycota, Dothideomycetes, Mycosphaerellales, Dissoconiaceae. Bases 348 to 1511 code for a protein of 387 amino acids.